This is a messenger RNA of Pseudovirgaria hyperparasitica, 1584 nucleotides long. RefSeq lists its product as uncharacterized. NCBI's taxonomy places the organism in Eukaryota, Fungi, Ascomycota, Dothideomycetes, Acrospermales, Acrospermaceae. The coding region runs from base 1 to 1584 and encodes 527 amino acids. The record is from RefSeq and is a predicted model, not a curated record. The transcript has 3 exons.
AUGGAAGACCAUGUACCUCACCUAUUGGCGGAGCCAAUGCAUACCGUAGAGAUCUCUCUAGGAAAAUAUUAUCUGUGGACAGGCGAAGUUCCAGCCUGGCCAGUAAUAGUAUCAACUUCGGAGAAGAUGACUGGCGAACAACAAAGACCAGAGCAUGACUCAAUUGCAGUCUUGCGGCUAGCCAAGAGGAACAUACAAAGAAUAUGGGUGAAGCCAAGAGACUUGAGCCCCUACGACUAUCCACCUGUGCAAAAGCUCUUGGAGAAUGCUCAUGCACACAAUAUGGUACAGACGACCAACGGUGGUUAUCCUGAUUUGAAGUACUGGGAAGCGGUGAUGGCUAUAAAAGAGCCAGCCGAGGACGACUGCAUGAUUGUUGAGGUCAGAAAGCUGGAACCGGAUCACCCUCAGUCAGUGGCCAAGGACGGGGUUAGGUUCAAUAGUAAUGAGUCGUUGCCAUGUCCCACACGAUUCUCAAAGGCCGUGACGACCACUGAUCUGACUUCCCGUUUCGGUCUACGAGCAUCAGUUGAACUGCCGAAGGCUCUGACUUGUGGUGAUGCUAAGCGGAAAAGUAAGGUCGAAAUGUCAGCCCCAGUAGCAAAGAAGACCUGUAAGGACGUUUUCGAUGUUGGAGCAAAGUCUGACCACCAUUUGAACGCUCUCAUUAGAGUUCCUCUAGAGCAUGGCCAAAUGACAAUCUAUGACCCAAGGGUGGCGUUACCUUCUGAAGCUCACUCUAGGCUCACCGAUUCCCAGAACCAAGCUAGGAUCGCAUACGAUGAUAUUGAAGAGCUGUCGUCGGUCGAAGUAAGUAGCGACGAAACCGAGAAUGAGGAGGAUGAGGAAGACCGCCCGGUCAGCCAGUCUCCUCCGCCGAACGUCAGUGAUCCUUUCACACAGGCGAAGAUUGCAGCCAAAUGGAGACGAGUACUCAACAAUCGAAAAGUAACUUUGAUGAUCGGUGGCGGUCUGACGUCCAGUGGUCAGCAAGUCCCAAGUAAGGACUUCGUGUUUGAUGCCAAAGUAGUUGAAUCAUGGGGUCUCAGUAAUACCAAAACGAAGGACCCAGAACGAGGUUAUGUCAUCAAGUCCGCAACUUGGAGUGCCAUUGACCCAAGACACUUUUCUCUCAUUCACGAUAUCGUCACAGAGGGGGACUUUGCACCUCAUCUAGUCGACUGGAAGACCCAGACACUCUGCCCGAAGGCAGCGCUCUCCGACAAAGAAAAGCGACUUGCUCUUACUGAGUGCACGUAUGUCUGGAGAAUUGCGUCGCAUAGAGCAUUAGCCAAUAUUAUGGAGCAUGUGAAACUAAAAAUUGAGGCACUGCGACCGAUCCCAUACGCCACUCUCGCUCGAUCAUUGGGAACAUUCUUCAAAGACCCAUUGCACGAUCAAUCGAUGGAGGCGGACAAGGGAAUGCGAAAGGUACUAGAGGGGUGCCUAGAAGAAGUCGUCGAUGAGAUCAAGGCGGACAUGCCACUUCUCGCACACAUACGCGAUAAGAAGCGGUGCUCGGAUUCAUUGAGCAAGCUUCUUAGCCACGUGUUGGAUAAGACAGGUACCGAUAGCUCGAAUUGA